This is a messenger RNA of Dicentrarchus labrax (European seabass), 3665 nucleotides long. RefSeq names its product angiomotin-like 2a. Bases 271 to 2385 code for a protein of 704 amino acids. The record is from RefSeq and is a predicted model, not a curated record. The transcript is spliced from 11 exons. Gene Ontology annotation, biological process: angiogenesis; hippo signaling; establishment of cell polarity involved in ameboidal cell migration. Gene Ontology annotation, cellular component: cytoplasmic vesicle; bicellular tight junction; plasma membrane. Lineage: Eukaryota; Metazoa; Chordata; Actinopteri; Moronidae.
CUCUCUCCACAAUCAUUUCACAGCGAGAGACAGAGGAGCGAGGCAGCCCGUCCGGGGGGAGGAAGAUGAGACACGUUUGACUCGAACAAAAAAAAACACAAACCUAAUGGAAAUAGUGGAUUUACUCUGAAUGUUUUACUUCGAGGUCGAGAACAACGGUUCGUUAUGAUGAGAGCGUGAGCUGGUUCACAGCUGAUUUAUUUAGAUAUUUUCAAAAUAAGAAAGAGCUCAACUGAUCCCUAGAGAAGAUAACAACGUACACAAAGCGAUAUGUCGUCCACUGAAGAGCCGUCUGGCACGGUCCUGCACCGGCUCAUCCAGGAGCAGCUCCGCUAUGGGAACCCCACAGACACCCGCACCUUAUUAGCCAUCCAGCAGCAGGCCCUGCGUGGAGGCAGUGGAAGCAACAGUGGACCCAGCAGUGGAGGCGACAUGGGCAGGAGCCCACGAUCCUCUCUUGAGAGUCUCACCCAGGAGGACCCUCCAUUCCCUCAGCUCUCUGCAAGGCAGGAGCCCCAAGGCCAGGAGCACCAGGGGGACUACCACCACUCAGAAAGUGGCUACCAGCUUUACCAGCUGCACGGGGAGGAGCUGCCAACUUAUGAGCAGGCCAAGGCGCAAUCUCAGUAUCAGGCCUCUCACUGGGCCCCUACAGGCCCCAUCACGCAGCUCCAUGAUGGGAUGCUCCUGCACGAGGGGGCCUUCCACGAAGAGGCAGAUCUGAUGGAGCUGAAGUGCAGCCAUGUGCGGUCACUCAGUGAGCAUCGCAUGCAGAUAUCUCUACAGAGGCACGAUGCAGCUGCUAAAGCGGAGGCCAUCAAGAGCGCCUCUCACAGCUACCCCGAGCUGCCUUACUACACACCGCAAGGCCUCCAGAACACAAACCAGAGCCUGGACAAGCGAAGCCCACCUCCAGAGUACUCAGUCCCCAUCCAGGGCCAAGGAUUUAUCCCUCACCAGGUCCAGGAGCCGAUGCAGGCACAGCAGCACAGAUAUGUCCAGUCAGCUCAGCCAGCUGAACUCCCCUGCUACAGCACAUUCAACAGCCUGCCACCUGCUGGCUUGGAGGAACCCAACCAAGUGGAGCUGCUGCUGAUGGAGAAUGAGAGGCUGAGGCAAGAACUGGAGGCACACAGAGAGAAGACUAGCCGUAUUCAGAAGUUGGAGCAGGAGAUCCAGCGUAUUUCUGAGGCCUAUGAGACACUGAUGCAGGGCAGCAGUAAGAGGGAAAACCUGGAGCAGACACUGAGGAAGAGGCUAGUGGCUGAGAUCAGAAGGCUGCAGGACUUCAACAGAGACCUUAGAGAAAACUUGGAAAAUGCCAGAACGCAUGUUGCUAAAGAAGUAGAAGCGGCCGACCAUAACCAGCACAUCAUGGCGAAACUCCUUGAACAAAAUGAGGAGCAGAACUUUGAGAGGGAGCGGGUGGAGCGGGAGCUGCAGCGAUUGCGAACCACUGCGGAGGAGCAGAGCGGCAGGGCGAAGCGGCUUGAGGAGGCCCUGGACGCCGCUCGUGGACGUGGUCGCCAGCUUGAGGAGGAGCUGAGGAGGAAGAGGGCUUAUGUGGAGAAGGUGGAGAGACUUCAGAGUGCACUGGCUCAGCUACAGUCCACCUGUGAGAAGAGGGAGAGCCUGGAGAUGAGGCUGAGGACACGACUAGAGCAGGAGCUGAGGAGUCUGAGGGCGCAACAGAGGCAAUCACAGCCUCCAGGAGUGACGAUGAGCUCCCUCCAAGAGCGUCUGCGGGAGCGUGAGGAGCGAAUCCUGGCCCUCGAAGCCGACAUGGUGCGCUGGGAGCAGAAGUACCUGGAAGAGAGCACCAUGAGGCAGUUUGCAAUGGAAGUGGCUGCCACUGCCGCUGCACAGAGAGACACCACCAUCAUCAACCAUUCGCCCUGCCACUCCUCUAACAACAGCUUCAAUGAGGACCUGCCAGUUGCUGACUACAGGAAUCAGGAGAUGGAGAACAGGAUCCGCGCUCUUUACGCUCAGAUCUUGGAGAAGGAUGCUGUGAUCAAGAUCCUCAACCAGCGGCUGCACCAGGACCAGGGCCGGAGGGACGAGCAAAGUCCACGUACAAACCUCCUGACUACGGCGGGGGCAUCUCUCCGACCCGCCUCCUCCACCCCCUCUAUCAGCACCACCACCAGCACCACAAAGAGUAGAGGUAAAAGUCUUUCAGAUGAUCAGACUUUGCCAAACCGUCAGUUCUCUGCUCAGUCUGAACCUGGAACGCUAGAACGGCAGGUGGAGGGAACCAAAGCCAAAGAGGCUGCCAGCACAACUAAGCUCAACAGUGACAAGACAGUGCCUAAGAAGUUGCUAUUAAACCCCUUCAGAGGCCUGGAAGAGCUGGAGUCAGAGGCAGUGGAAAUCUUCAUUUAAAGAACUGAAAGGUGGAUUUUGAAUGAGAGGGGAAAAAAAAGCAAUUCUGAGAAUCUGUGAAGAGUGCAAGUCUUUGAAUAGAGAAUGGAUUAAAUAUUGGAUGAAAGAAUGUCGUGGAAAGAGGCCAAUGCACGGGGGAGGAAAAAAAAGACUGUUUUCACAUUUUAGAGACAGAGCUGUGCUCCGGCUCAUUUGCUCUCACUAAGCUUGGACAGCUGCAGGCAGUCUGCCCGACUGGGAGAGAAAGGAUGAAUCUUCUGAGGUACUCGGACAGUAUUGUGGAUUGUAAUAGGGCAACAUGUUCUCAGAGAGUGUAUGCCAAAAUAUUUAUAUAAAUAUAUCUAUAAUUGCUGCUCCCCCCCCCUUUAUUACCCUCUUUAACUCCUAUCAGAAUCCAGUGAAUUAAGAAGCUACAUAUUUAUCUUAUCUGGUUUCCACAUUCCCCAAAUGUUAACUUAAGCCUCAUGCUCGUCUAGAUAAAUAUUCAAUACAAGGUUAUCUAUGUGACCUGCAUUCCCCUCCUCUCCAAAAGAAAAUGUGGUGUCAAUCUGAGUAACCUCAUUCCCAUCAUAGAUCUUAUCUGUUUGGAAGAUGACAUUCAAUAAUUUAAGCUUAUCACAUGAAACACUGCUGAUUUAAAUGCUCUCACUGUCCACGCUUCUUAAGUCCGAGCAGCUGGUUCUGCAGGAGCUGAGAGGUGUGUAAACUGUGAGAUGCAUCAUAUAUAAAAGACAAUUUGGUGUUUAUUUUUUGCCAAACUGACACAAACCCUGGUGUUGUUUGUAAUUUUGUGAGGGUGUUGCAUCGUGGUGUUGAUUUCAUCAUCUGUUGCUUUUUCUGAUAACUUCUCAAAGUAUGUUUGCGUGUGUGAUUACAGUAUGUGAGUGUGUUUCAUGAUGUGGUGAUUCUGCUGGUUCGGUCACCACUGUGGGAUAAAAGUUGAAAACUACACCGUGUUUGGUUUUUGUUUUGUUUACUGUGAGCUUUGAACUAACAAACAGGUUAAUUAUUAUUAUUAUUAUUAUUAUUAUUUAUAUAUUUUAUACAGAUGUUUGUAUUGUUAUUUUAGUUAUAAUAGUGCUUUGAGCAGGAUGCCAAAGAGUUAAUGUAUGUUUGUUGUAAGUUAUGUGCCGACAAUCACGGUCAUGUCAAGCUGUACACAACCAACCAAGUGUUGACUUCAAACGGACAUUUCUGUGAACUUCAAACAAUAUGAAGGUUUUUACAGUUGAAUUCAUGCAACAUUUCAUAAAGCAAUAAAAUAUUCUAAUAUACAUUAA